AUGGACAAGUCGACUCUGGCGCCUCUCUUAUGGCCCCCACUCCCUCAUUCCACACGGCUUCGAUAUUUCGUUAUUAUAUGUUUAAUCAAGAUUUAUCUUGCGGUCAGCUGGUCAUUUCGUAGACUGCUUGUCCUGUUUGGUCACGCACCCAUAUCAAGUGGUAAACCAACAUUCUCAAAGGUCUACCCAUGCAGACCAAAGCUCAAACACCGAGUUUUCCUGCCCAAGUCCUACAAACCAGGCGAAUCUCUCCCCUUAUACAUUAAUAUCCAUGGCGGGGGGUUCGCCCUCGGCACCCCUGGACACGACGACGAGUUUUGCAUCUUCUUCUCCCAUCAUUUCAAACUCCUCGUCAUCAGCAUCGAUUACUCCCUCGCACCAUGGACCGUCUUCCCCGGGCCCACCCAAGACGUGGCUGCCGUCGUGCUUGCCAUACUCUCUGAUAACGCCCUUCCCAUCGACCACUCCCGCGUUGCCAUCGGCGGCUUCAGUGCGGGUGGCAAUCUCGCCCUUUCCGCAUGCCAGCUACCGGCUCUCCAGGGGAAGAUCAAAGCCGCAAUCCCGUGGUACGCCCCCGUUGACUGGAGCGUUGGUUAUGCUUACAAGCUGGCCUCGCGGCCAUACCAGCGCCCUACGGACAUCGAUGGGUUGGCGGCAGUGGCGCCAGUUUUAAAUAACGUGUAUUUAACAGCCGGUACAGACCAGAGGGAUCCGCUACUUAGUAUUAUAUAUGCAGACAGAGAGGUACUACCAACAUGGGUUUAUGCAAUUGGGGCUGAGUAUGAUAUGUUGUGUGACGAGGCCAGGAGGAUGAUGGCAGGGCUAGCGGGACUACGGGAGCUUACAGAGAGCGAAAAGGAAGCUUUUAGGAGCGAGGGAGGCAGGCUGCGGUGGACGAUGGUGAAAGGAGUAAAGCACAGUUUUACACAUUGGUGGUUAAAGAAAGGGAAGGCAGCGAAUGCGGCGAGACCAUUGGCGGAGAAAUUGUUCAUGGACGCAGGGAUGUGGUUGACGGAACAGGCUUUUGCAGAGCAGAAGUGA
Molecule: messenger RNA, 1041 nt
Organism: Venustampulla echinocandica
Lineage: Eukaryota; Fungi; Ascomycota; Leotiomycetes; Helotiales; Pleuroascaceae
Exons: 1
Coding region: 1-1041 (346 amino acids)
Molecular function (GO): hydrolase activity
Source: RefSeq, a predicted model, not a curated record